This is a messenger RNA of Spea bombifrons (plains spadefoot toad), 2979 nucleotides long. It is a transcript of the gene MCTP2, whose product is annotated as multiple C2 and transmembrane domain containing 2. Gene Ontology annotation, molecular function: calcium ion binding. The record is from RefSeq and is a predicted model, not a curated record. NCBI's taxonomy places the organism in Eukaryota, Metazoa, Chordata, Amphibia, Anura, Pelobatidae. Gene Ontology annotation, biological process: regulation of neurotransmitter secretion. Gene Ontology annotation, cellular component: synaptic vesicle membrane. The transcript is spliced from 23 exons. The coding region runs from base 147 to 2786 and encodes 879 amino acids.
GUCCUGUUUGCGGAGGAGGUGGAGAGCCCUGGCUGUGGAUACAUUGUGAGUGCUGGCAGCGGGGCCCGAGACAUGGUCAGUGUGAAGGUGGACAGGUUUAAGUAAAUUCCAAGUGGGAAGUGUGAGAAACUCCUGUAUUUGCGACAAUGGAGUUUGAUAAACAGUCUGUCUGGGGAUCUCUGAAGGAAAAGACACGGCCCCUACUUCAGAACUUAACAGUCCGAAAAUCCAAGAGAAGCUCACGGAAGGUAUUGGAUGUUCGUAAAAGGCACUUCUUGGGCCACCGGAUGAGCGUUUCUGUGCCUGAUAUGAUGGACAUUGGAUGUACAAUUCAGGAGGAGAAUGAGUACAUGGAGUCUAUGGUUUGUACGAGUUCUGUUUCUAACAGCCGUUCCUCCCCGGUGAUGUCCCACAGUAGACAAAGGGAAUACAUUAAGCAGGCCAACGAAACCAGCACCUGGACGCAGGAGGAAAGUGUACGUGUGGAAAUCACAGUGACUGAGACUGAUGUGCUGGACUGUUCAAACUUUGAAACCCAAGAAGAGGAGAUAUAUGGGGAUGAGAAGAAAAUCCUAGAGCUGAUGAACAAGGAGUGCAUGGGUGAUGAUUUCACUGAUAGAAAAAAUGAGGAUCCUUCAGGCACUGAUCUGAACUCAUCUCUGUCUUCACAGCAUUCAGAAGAGCUGGUGGGUUUUGAAGACAGUGUGAGCAGUCUUUCUGGUGUUAUGUCUUAUCUCCUUACCAUACAUUUACAGGAAGGUCGGAAUCUUGUUGUAAGAGACCGUUCAGGUACCAGUGAUCCGUACGUCAAAGUCAAACUUAACAAGAAGACACUGUAUAAAAGUAAAGUCGUGUAUAAGAACCUCAACCCAGUGUGGGAUGAGACCUUUGUGUUGCCUAUCCAGAGUCUUGACCAAAAGUUGCAAAUAAAGGUAUAUGAUCGAGACUUGACCACAGAUGAUUUUAUGGGAUCUGCCUUUUUAGACCUGCAAGAACUUGAACUGAACAAGACUGAAGAAAAAACAUUCCGGCUGGAAGAUCCAAAUAGCAUGGAGGAGGAUAUGGGGGUGAUUGUGGCAGACGUUGGGUUGACUAUCAGGCUGAGAGACCCAAAGAAUAAUAGAUGGUCAACCCGGAGGAAACUUGGUGGUUCCAAGGCGAUCUCAAUCCACAGCCUGCAAUUGUCCGAAUCGCUUAGGAAGACGCAGCUAUGGAAUGGAAUUGUCAGCAUCACAUUGCUGGAAGGGAUAAACCUCUCUGAAGGAGCCUCCAUGGACAGCUUUGUAAGGUUCCGACUUGGUGAUCAGAAGUACAGAAGCAAGACGCUUUGUAAAAGCUCAAACCCUCAGUGGAGGGAGCGCUUUGAUUUCCACUACUUCUCUGACAGGAUGGGAAUCUUGGAUAUUGAAGUCUGGGGAAAAGAUAACCGAAAACAUGAGGACCUGAUGGGGAUGUGCAAAGUGGAUAUUGCUGCUUUGCCAUUGCAGAAGAUUAAUCGUUUGGAGCUGCCUUUGGGAAACAACCAAGGCUCCAUACAUAUGAUGAUCACGCUGACACCCUGCACUGGCGUCACCAUUUCCGAUCUGUGUGUUUGCCCACUGGCUGAUCCAAGCGAGCAGAUGCAAAUUGAGGAGAGAUAUUGCCUGAAAAACUCAUUCCAGAAUUUAAGAGACAUUGGCUUUCUCCAAGUUAAAGUAUUGAAAGCAGAAGAUCUCUUAGCAGCAGACUUUUCAGGGAAGAGCGAUCCUUUCUGCGUUCUCGAAGUGGGAAAUGACCGGCUGCAGACACACACUGUUUACAAAAACCUCAACCCAGAAUGGAACAAAGUUUUCACGUUCCCUAUUAAAGAUAUCCAUGAUGCUCUUGAGGUAACUGUGUUUGAUGAAGAUGGAGACAAGGCACCUGAUUUCCUUGGAAAAGUAGCAAUUCCUCUACUUUCCGUAAAGAAUGGCCAGCAAGUGGGUUAUUUAUUAAAAAACAAAGACUUGAGCAGUGCCUCUAAAGGAGUGAUAUACCUAGAAAUGGAGAUCAUCUACAACCCGGUCAAAGCAAGUAUCAGGACCUUUAACCCACGAGAAAAACGCUUUGUGGAAGAUAACCCCAAGUUUUCCAAAAAGAUCUUGUCAAGGAAUGUUUAUCGUGUCAAGAAGAUUAGUUUGGCAAUAUGGAAUACACUACAGUUCAUAAAGAGCUGCUUUCAGUGGCAAUCUCCAAAGAGAAGCUUAAUAGCAUUUUUGAUCUUUGUGUUAACGAUCUGGAACCUGGAGCUUUUUAUGAUUCCUCUGUUUCUGUUACUCCUCUUUGCUUACAACUUCACCAUGAUUACGACGGGGAAGGUCAGCACUCAGGACAACCUGGAGGGGAUGGAUAUCGGGGAGGAUGACGAAGAUGAUGAAAAAGAAUCCGAAAAAAAGAGCAUAAGAGACCGGAUACAGAUGGUACAAGACAUUGUAAUAACUGUUCAGAACGUCUUAGAAGAAAUAGCAUGCUUUGGCGAAAGGAUUAAAAACACUUUUAACUGGAGUGUUCCAUUCCUCUCAAUUCUCGCCUGCUCUGUGCUUUUGGUGGCCACAGUUAUUUUGUAUUUUAUACCUUUAAGAUACAUCAUCUUAAUUUGGGGCAUCAAUAAAUUUACAAAAAAGCUUCGUAACCCAUAUGCCAUUGACAAUAACGAAGUUCUAGAUUUCCUCUCCAGGGUACCAUCGGAUGUUCAAAAGGUGCAGUAUGGCGAGUUAAAACCCUGUAGCAACCAAGGUGUCCCCAGGAAGAAGCGGAGCGGGCUGUAGAGACAUCUUUUUACCAUUUCACGAGAAAUAAUUAACACUAAUUUCCACCACUGCCUCAACUUUUUAAGGACACAUUGUAGAGAGAUGACAUCUCCAAAUGUUCUGAUUCAUAUUCCCAACCAUUUUGUAGACAGAACAUGCCAUUUGUCUUGCAGUCAAUCAUGUUUGUUUUUUUCCCCCCUAAGUGGCUGUU